GGGGAGUACACACGGGAGCAUCCUCUUGUAUAUAUAUCCUACAUAUUGGGUCAAGGACAUCCUAAGCAACCUCCAGAUAGCCAUGAUAGGCAAACUCCGAAGUUUUUCACAAAGCUCAUAUCAACAUAUUCUACAACCGCUGAUCUGGUAAAGACUCUUUUGCCUAAAAAAUAUGCAACUCAUUACCCUUGUCACGGCAGUCUUCUGCACGCUUGCCACCGCGCAAUCACCUUUGACGACGACCACCGUCACCACCACAGCUACAUCGAGUGUUCUUGUUGCUGGUUCAACCACAACUUCCACCGAUGUGUCAGUAUCAACAACUACCACGGUUUCGUCGUCUCUGUCUACGACUAACCCUUCGUUGACAUGGAUCUCAUCAAGCGCUGCAGGUAACGCGCAGGCCACUGGCUACGCGCUUGCCGGUCUGGCGGCCGGCGUUGCCGCUAUGCUCGUUUGAAUACUUGGACUGUUCCACCCAGAACGAGCCCUAACUACAAUUCCGGGUAAUAGGGAGGCUAUGUACGUGAGGCGGCAAUGAGCUAGCUACGGGUUCCUUUUGUUGGUAGUCUAAUAUGCGAUGGUGGUUGCAUAUGUGGCAUAAUAAAGUUGCUUGCGGGGUAGUCAGUACAGAAAAUUGGGAUGCCGAGACUCUAUACUAAAGCCGCAUCGUGAUGUUGAUUUUGGUAGGUUUGGUUGCUCGGGUCAAAAACAGUUCGAUCGAGCUGUGCCACAACGCAUAUUAUACUGCGUACUUUGACUUUGGAGUCUUCUAUGACAAAUUCAGCGCAGCAUGUGAUCGUAUGUCACACUCAUGAAGUUGUCAAAAACAUUCAUUUACCUCAAUGCCCCGCCAUUAU
Molecule: messenger RNA, 860 nt
Organism: Truncatella angustata
Lineage: Eukaryota; Fungi; Ascomycota; Sordariomycetes; Amphisphaeriales; Sporocadaceae
Exons: 1
Coding region: 173-460 (95 amino acids)
Source: RefSeq, a predicted model, not a curated record